Vicia villosa (hairy vetch) is the source of this 569-nucleotide messenger RNA. Its product is annotated as non-specific lipid-transfer protein A-like. Lineage: Eukaryota; Viridiplantae; Streptophyta; Magnoliopsida; Fabales; Fabaceae. The transcript has 2 exons. Gene Ontology annotation, molecular function: lipid binding. The record is from RefSeq and is a predicted model, not a curated record. Bases 28 to 390 code for a protein of 120 amino acids. Gene Ontology annotation, biological process: lipid transport. Gene Ontology annotation, cellular component: membrane.
AUCAAAGUUAGACUUAUCGAAAUUAAGAUGUCAAGCCAGAAAACUGUCGGUGUAAUGUUGGUCUUAUGCAUGGUGAUGACGACAACAUUACAUGCAAGUGAAAUGGAUGAUGUAUCAUGUUCAGAGGCAAUUUUAUCUCUAUGGCCAUGUCUACCUUUUCUGGAAGGUUCUCUUCCACCAACACCGUCUGCUGAUUGUUGCACUGGAGCUAAAAAUUUGUUCAAUAAGGCAAACACAACUCCUAUUAAGAGAAAGGUCUGCGAGUGUCUCAAAGAUGCUUCUACUAAAUUUGGAGUUAAACCAGACAGGACUGCACAACUUCCACAACUUUGUCACAUUCAAUUGCCUUUUCCAAUUGGUCCUUCUACUGAUUGUAGCAAGAUUGAAUGAUUCUACAUUAGGAUUAGAUCGUGAUGAAUAAGACUUGAAGAACUGCAUGGAGGAGUUUUUAUUUUGUUAAUCUUUCUAUAAUGAAAAGUUAGAUUAUAUCAAUAAGCCGUCUGAAAAAGUUGAUGUAUUUUUAGUGAAAUUUAUAAAUGGAAAAUAAAGUCAUAUUUUUAUUAUCUAUU